Messenger RNA from Hypoxylon trugodes, 8328 nucleotides. RefSeq names its product cell morphogenesis N-terminal-domain-containing protein. The coding region runs from base 254 to 8038 and encodes 2594 amino acids. The record is from RefSeq and is a predicted model, not a curated record. Gene Ontology annotation, cellular component: site of polarized growth; cell cortex. The transcript is spliced from 3 exons. Lineage: Eukaryota; Fungi; Ascomycota; Sordariomycetes; Xylariales; Hypoxylaceae. Gene Ontology annotation, biological process: cell morphogenesis.
AAAUAGGGGACCUGGAGGGAAGACUGGAGGAACACAGAAAGAAGAAAAAAUAUACACAGAGUGGGAGUCAUCACGGUCCACCCCUCAAAUAUCAAUUACCACCAUAUACCUUAUCCAGCUCUUCAUCUAUCCAUCUAUUUUAUUAAUUGAUUUACCAUUCAUCGUCAAUACACCCCCAGACCACCAGCAUUAGGGUCUGCGAACUCCGCCGUACCUUGCUGUAUCGGCGAGUCAUGGGCAUCGAGGCUCAACAAUGGCUCCGUCCCAGACGCUGCCAGACCAAUUCCACGAACCGCUGAAAUUUUCUCCCCGACCUACCCCUCGACUUAAUACCCGCAACGGCGACGGUGACGGUGGCGAUGAUGGUGAUAAUGGUGGAUGGGAUGCCACUUUGAAACCUGUAGCCCACGACUCGUCUUCUGCCCGCGCUAUCGCACACUCGCGCGAAUCCUCCCUCGAAAAACUUCAAUCAGGUGCUCUCGCUGGCAUUCCCGAGUCACCCCAGUCGCCUUCAUCCUCGAUAGCCUCCCCCGGCAUACGAUCAGCCUCGUCGCGUCCGAGUCCUGGUGGCAUAUUUGAGCGCUUGGUCGAUCCUAAGGGCACAACAUACGGGCAUCAUCGCCAAACCUCCAUCGUCCAUGGCAUUCAACACUCGAGAAAUGGAAGUCUCGCAAGUUCGUCUUCGAGUCCUCUUAGCCCACAGAUGAUCGCAGCUGCAGGUGCUGGAAUUCUGCCGGAGCGACCAGAGGUACCUACGAUGAACCGGCUAGAUUCAGAGUUAUCCACAACCUCGACAGCCUCGAUGGCUUCUUCUAGGCCACCGACUGCCUUAUCAGGCACAACAGUCAAUGCGUCCAUUCACUCUCCGGAUAAAGCACAACCUCCUCAAGAAAGCAACGCCAAUUCUACCACCACCCAGAGGAAGGCGGAGCGUAUGCAUAGUAAAACUCGGCGCGACCACGCACAUCACCAUUCGCAUUCGUCAAGACACCAUAGGGACGACCCGAAGACGGUAGGCGAAUAUGCCAUGCACGUGUUAUUUACAUCGUUCAUUGCCAUGGCUGAGGACAAACUACAAGAGUUUAUCACGGUACCUUUUGAUCCCGAACCACCAGUAGAGCAGAUAUGCGGCCCUGGGGCCGACCCUGCCUUUGAUCGCUUCAUUGUAGCCCUGGGCCAUAUCGCGAGUCAAAAGCCAAGACCACUGAUCGAUUCUAUCAUGCUUUGGCGAAAACACAAAAGCGAGGCGGCCAACGAGGCACGGGGCCUCUUGCACCAGUUAAAAUCCAAUCUUCCUACGGCAGCUCUGGUCAGACGAAAUACCGAGCCGUUGCAGCUUUUGACAGCAAACCUUACAGGGAGUUCGGCCGAUACAUCAUCCAGCGUACCGCAAGAUCUAGCUGAGAAACAAAAUGCCGCGGCUCACGCAGAGCGUCGUUCUAUUGUUUCCAUUUACAUACUUUGUCGAGUUCUCUUGGAGGUCAUCAGUCAAAGCAGCCUAACCUGUAUUACUCCUGAGAUGGAGGACAAGCUUGAAGGCAUCAUAUUCGGCCAGCUUAAAAUUGCUGACAUAGAACAGUUAUAUGUAUCCCCCCUAAAGUUGGCUAAUUGGAAUCUUUUCGCCCAGCUCCUUGGCGUCAUGAGCGUGAUAAACUUUCAGAGUGUUUCGGGUCGAUUUAUAGCCGAUUUGAGCCGUUCACUGGGAGAUCUUACUGUCAGAAGUCCGACGUCGCAAAACAGAGAUCCCGAGGGACAGGUAGAAUUGGUCCUAGGUGGCAUGAAACAUCUUCACAUCAAGAUCGAUACAGACGAAAGCUGGGACCAAGCCUGCGAAUUUUUGAUGUCUUUGGGCCGACUGUUUGCGCAGUCUCACGGCCAAAAAGUGAAGUCGGCAUUUUGCCAGAUUUUAGAUACACUUCUCCUCCCCAUUGCCGCCGAAGCCACCAACAAGCAUUUUUCCUAUCUAAAAUGGUCAAAGGUGCUUAGUAACAUCAGCCCUCGCCUAGCAUCGAUGUUUGUAAAGCCACGACAUUGGUUCUCCGCAUUCCCAUUAACGGCAACGAUGCUUUGUGUGUCAUCUCCGGAGAACCUGAGUAAUCAAUGGCUUCAACUGGUUCGGACGGUUCAGCCAAGGCUCAAAGAUCGUGCCAUGCGUGUUCUCUGCCUGCAAAUUAUAUCUAGGCUACUUUGGGCCUAUUUGUAUCGAACAACGGACACUCUCGCUGGAGCUGAACGCAAACUCAACGAAGUAAUGCAACUAGUUUUACCUGCUUCCAAACGCACAUUUUCGAGCACGGAUACAUCAAGCACAGGACCCUUGAUACAGAUUAUUAGAAUCAUCGGUUUCAAGUAUCCGGAAUAUUGCUGCAAGAGUAUCAUAUUCCCCCUAAUCAAUGCCGAACUCUUCAACACGGAUAAAGAACUCAAGGUUGAGCAGUUGGAACCUGACAGAAUCGUUGUUGGAAUUAGGGCGUUCCUCGUGAUUAUGUCGGAUUUAGAAAAGGGUGACCUUGGACGGCCUCCUUUUCCACAGCAAUAUCCUUCCACAUCCUCAUCUGACCGGGCUCCUCCUAGCUCGCCAGCGUCUACAUCGGCUUCCAGUGUGGCAUCCGCGAGUACUUUUAUGCCUAAUCAUGAUGAAUCUCUAGCUUCGCCUGUACAACUGGACGGACUAACAGAGGAUGCUAAAAAGAACUAUAAGAGGUUUUCGGAAAUUUUGGGUAAAAUUACGAUUGUUUGCGACAACACAUUUGGAGGGCAAGCUGCACUUGAUGAGAAGUUCAAUAGCUCAGGAGGACCAAAAACUCCUAUUACCGAAACAUUUAAUUUCUCCAGACGGGAUGAUCAUCCAAGCCCCGCGGACCAGAAGCAAGCCUUCUACGAGCUUCUUCAUGUCGCGGUACAGGCGUUGCCUCGUUGUCUUCCUGCUGAUAUUCCAUUUAAUUCGCUCAUCAAUCUACUUUGCACGGGAACUGCACAUGUUCAGUCUAACAUUGCCGAAUCUUCUGCUCAGUCUCUUAAAGCCAUCGCCAAGCAAUCUUAUGCGCAUCAAGUUACUGUAGGAUUUGCUCGAUUUAUAUUUAAUUUCGAUGACCGUUACUCCACAAUGUCCGAUGGGGGAAUGUUGGGUCCCGGUCAUAUUGAAAGUACUCUACGUCUCUAUGUUGAAUUAUUGCAGAUAUGGAGAGACGAGAUAAGACAAAAAACUAGAGAUGCAGCAUCCGAUCCUACAGAUCUUAAUGGUGCUGACAAACGGGGUAUGAAAUUAGACUUGUCCAGUAUCUGGGCCGAGGUUGAACACGUCGAAGCUCGCGGUCUGUUUUUCCUAUGCUCGCAAUCGCGAAGGGUGCGCCACUUUGCAAUCACAGUCCUUCGGUUAAUUGUUGAGUUUGAUACCGCGCUGGGUAAAGAUAACACGCAAGAAAAGGAUACUGUCCGCCUCAUUGACAUAUUAGAAAAUGAUUCGGUACAAGUGAUGAAUUUUAAAGAUGAGCAUUUGUCUCUCGCAGAGCGAAGCAGGCUACAAAGGGGAAUGCAAAACAGCAACAACAAGGGGGCUCUGAUCGAGCUCUGCACUAGCGACGUUUCGUAUGACACGACCCUCUGGUUUAAGAUCUUUCCUAAUUUUAUACGGAUUGCUUAUGAUCGAUGUCCGUUUACCGUAACUAUCGGGCGGGACUUAGUAUGCAAUCGGAUCUUACAAAUGUACAAAGGCAUUGUGGUUCUGUCGGAACCAACCCGUGGUCUUUAUUAUGGUUCUGAUCCCGGUAGUGCUCGAUACACAGGAAGGACGCCUACGACACAGCCCGAUGUGCUUGUUGAGCAGUGGAAAUUGUACUUGGCUUUCGCCUGUACAACAUUAACUGACUCAGGUGUGACACUAAACGGCUCUUCGCAAAAUAGUCAGCACUCUCGAAAGACAUCUAAGUCUGCUGACAAGAUUGUAUCUGCAAGAACUCUUUUCAAAUUCCUAAUUCCACUAUUGCUAGCCUCCUCGGCUUCUGUGCGAGAUGCCGUUGUGCUCGCGAUGGGCUCGAUUAACAUCAACAUAUAUCGAACAUUGCUCGAGGAACUGCAAGGACAGGUAUCUCGAUGUAAUGAUGAAGCCCGCGCUCGAAUACAUCAGCGGACGAAUAGUGGUCCGCGUAGGAAUCGAAAAAUGGACUUGCUACGAACAGAGCUUACUCACGUGUAUAAACUAACUUGCCACUUUCUCAAGGAACCAGAAGUGUACUCAGACGACUGGAUCCUUAAUAACCUCUGUACAUAUACAAAGGAUUUGAAACUCUUCCUCAUGGACGGCGAGGUUCAAAUGGAUUGGGAGUUCCAGAAAUUGAGGCGGCAUUAUUGCGGCCUGAUCGAGGGCCUUUUCGAGGGAAUUAAUCGUACAAAAGACCCGUCCCGCUGGAUGACAUUUGAGUCGCGGAAGUCUUCCUUCACAUUGAUGGAGGACUGGUGUGGAUUUUCGCCAAAUCAAGUGCAAAUCCGCGCCAGAGAAGAUACGAUGCGACAGUCUCUGAUUGACCAACAAUCUUUGGGCGAGCGAGGUACGAUUACCGCUGCUAUGGAAAUAGAGAAGAGGAACCUGAAGACGGCAGCUCUAAGUGCUAUGGCGGCUCUCUGUGCUGGCCCAGUGACUGUGACCACCGAGAGCGGCGCUACCCUUCAAUUCGACAUAAGACGUAUGCUCAACUGGGUUGAAUCAAUUUUCAGCAAUGGAAGUGACCGUGUCAAUGUCAUUGGGAGAAGGGCUUUGAAGAACUUGAUAAUUUAUAAUCAGGACCAACCAUAUUUCUUGGAGUAUUGUAUUGGGCGAUGUUACCUAAUAGAAAUACCGAAAGUGCUUGAAAGUUACUUUACGGUUAUCACUGAGGUUCUGCUGGAACACAUCGAUUACCCGACACCUUUCUGGAAACUAUUAGGGCUAUGUUUGUUCACCCUAGGAAGUGACCAAAGCGAUAUUCGAUCUAAAUCCGCCCACGUAUUGGGAGCACUCGAGGAGAGACAACAAGCUGCACAAAGUUCUAAGAUUCGAGAUUUCGAAAUUAGCAUUGCGGACAAGACUAAGGCUGUUUAUAAAUUGGCUCAAUUCGAGAUAUCGAAACGACUCGCAAAGCAACACCCUGACGUCGCAUUUCACGUCUUCUCUGAAGUUACGCUGUAUUUCAAAAACCUUCCCCCAGGCGCUCAAAGAAAUGUUGUCGCCGUCAUUCUACCUUGGAUUCAAACGAUCGAACUAAAGGUCGACCCGAAUGGUGGGCCUAUAGCGCAAUCUUACGUACUUCUCGCCAAUCUCCUAGAAGUUACUAUUAAAUCCAGCGCUGCGUUACAUAACGAAGUGCAGGCGCUUUGGCAAGCACUCGCAACGGGACCGCAUCCCGGAAAUGUCCGUCUUGUGCUUGACUUUAUUAUAUCCCUAUGCCUGGAACGGAGAGAGCAGAAUUUUGUCGAGUAUGCUAAACAAAUCGUGGUAUUCUUGUCCAGUACGCCCAGCACACCAGGUAUCAAAGUGGUGGAAUUUCUUUUGAUGCAAAUUACCCCCAAAGCCAUGGUCCCUAAUGAGAAAAGAGAGAUCGUACCGGCACCUCCUGAUAUCAGUCAAUUGCAAGUACCUUAUUGCGCCGAUUUGACCGAGGCUUUACCAGUUGGUACAAAGCAGGCUGGAUUUUCACUAGGGCAAUUAUCUUUGAUACUUUUAGUUGACUUGAUGGUCUCACCUGUGCAACUAAGUACUGAAAACCUAAUAGUCUUAUUGCAAGUUGUAACGGUACUUUGGGAUCAUUACACCCCCCUCGUUCAGGAACAGGCUCGCGAGAUGUUGGUGCACCUAAUUCACGAGUUAGUCGUGUCGAAAAUGGAUGAUGCUACUCCCCUUGAGACGAAAAAGUCGGUUGAGGAUGUGGUCGAUGCCAUUCGACGCCACGAUCGCACCGUAGUCUGGAGUUAUGAAGAGAGCAACGGUAAAGUAGACGGUCGUGAUAACAAGGUACCCCAGAGCAUGGAAUAUUUAACCGCAGAGGUCGUCAAAACCUUCGAGGUCACCUUUCCCGGAAUCAAGGAACAAUGGAGUCGAUUAUCCUUGACCUGGGCCACUUCUUGCCCGGUCAGGCACCUGGCUUGCCGCUCAUUCCAGAUUUUCCGUUGCAUCCUUACUUCUCUCGACCAGUUAAUGUUGGGUGAUAUGCUUGCGAGAUUAUCGAACACUGUCGCGGAUGAAGAUACUGAGAUUCAAACUUUCUCCAUGGAAAUCCUUACCACUCUGAAAACUCUUAUAUCGAAACUUGAUGCUGAAAAACUCAUGUCUUUCCCUCAAUUAUUCUGGACGAUGUGUGCGUGCUUGGACUCCAUCAAUGAGGUUGAGUUUCUUGAAGCUCUCGAGAUGCUCAACGAAUUUUUGGAGAAGCUCGAUUUCCACUCACCAAAUGUCCGAGCAGCUCUUAUGGACGGUCAACCCCCAAGAUGGGAAGGUUCAUUCGAAGGUGUCCAACCCCUACUUUAUAAAGGUUUAAGGUCGUCCGUUUGCCUCCAACCAACGCUUGACACUUUAGAUAAACUUGUUCAACUACCGAGUGGUGAACUCAUUGGGAACGAUGAUAGGCUUUUCUUUUCCAUUCUCGCUAACUUCCCGCGUUUCUUGGAGGCUAUGGAGCAAGGUGUGAUCGACAGAAGGACCCAAGAACCUGCUCAGAUCCUCUUCUCGGUAGCCGAAGCUCAAGGGCUAUCAUCAAUAUGUGGUGCUUUAGGGGCCUACAUAGAUUCACGGUAUCGGUCGACAAGGGAAUUUAUGAUCAAGCUGUUGGUCGCACUCCGCGAAUUCUACUCACCACAACUUGACUUUAGACUAUUGACAACACUCCUCGGUUUCCUUACAAAUAGCAUUCCCUCAGUAAAGGUUACGACAAUGCGACUCCUAUGUGUUGUCAUUCCCGAAAUUGAGAUGCGCAAACCUGAAAUUGCCAACCAUGGCUCUGACUUAAUCUCUCCGCUCUUCCGACUUCUACAAACAGAGUAUUGCAUGGAAGCGUUAGAAGUGCUCGACAAUAUUAUGACCAUGUCUGGGACCCCGAUGGACAAACAUUAUGUUCGAAUGAGCAUGACGAGUGCUGCAUCUAAGGAUAGGAAGGACUAUGAAAUGACUCAGAGUCUGUUCGGCAUACCUGAAGAGUCCGGCUGGUCAAUUCCUGUGCCAGCAAAGAAAACGGAAAUCACACGCGCCAAUAUUCAUGCCGCAUUUUACAUGUGUCAGGCCAAUCCGGAGGAUGGCAUACCUACGGAUCCAACUCCAACUCCAGAUGUCGAGUUCCAUGCUGAUGAUUACCGUUAUGGCUAUUUCGAAAUGCCGGAUAGAACCGAGACUAUGAUGUCUGACGAUGUCCAGGGGGAGACUCAAAUUGCCGACUUAGUAACGAAGCUGGAUAGUCUAGAUGACUUCUUCGAUGAUAUGUCACAAACGUCACCUAGUGAGGGUCGCUCGUCGAGAACUGUGACGGAAUUCGCUCCUGAGAGCUAUGAAUCUGGCGCACGGCUUUAUGAUGACGUCUUGCCAAUCUUACACCAGGCUUCAACUAAUACCUCAUUUCAGAACGGCUUCGUGGACCAACGUGUGCCAAUGUCGAAAGAAGGCAAAUCUAACGCCAUGAACCCAGGCGCUUUCAAUUCUGCCGCAGCAGCUAGGCCAGGACUACACUCACGUUCUGUCACUUCGCCCUCGGCACCGGCUUCAUGGAGCCAACCGCAACUCGGUGAACUGACUUCAGAUGAAGAGUUAACCGAAAACGUAUUCUCUGAUGACGACGAUGAUCGACCUCCAAAUGGGGCGCCAGAGAGCUCGUUCUUUCUAGAGAAUAUGAUCAAGCCGAUUGCAAACACGACGAGGACUCACAUGCGCCGACUUACAGGCGGCGGUAGAUCCCGGGAUGCGGAGAGACAGCGGGAACUGUUCCGCGCGAGACAACAACAGAUCUCUCCGCAGGUUCCUAAGGUGCCACACACGUUCCUACAGCAUAAGGCGAAUCUUUCUAAUGGAGAUAUGCUAUGAGUGUUGGCGUAUGAAGAAUAUGCGAAAUGUGCGAAUACGAGGGGAUGAGAGGACGUUGGAUUAUGUCAGCUACUAGUUUGGGGAGAUAGUGUCACUGUACAGUUGCACUGUCUGGCUUUUUAGUCCUUUGGGGGACAAUUUUUGAGGGACGCAGCAUCAUGGGUUUUGCAAAGCAGGCACUUCAGCUGACGUCCUUCUGUCGAGAUACGCCGACAUAUAUGGUAUCCACGGAUACGUAGUUUACGAAUAAUAUUGGAUAGUGAAUGUGGCAGCGAGGAAUAAAAUAUUUA